Coregonus clupeaformis (lake whitefish) is the source of this 4266-nucleotide messenger RNA. Its product is annotated as chloride channel protein 2-like. Gene Ontology annotation, cellular component: membrane. The coding region runs from base 556 to 3855 and encodes 1099 amino acids. NCBI's taxonomy places the organism in Eukaryota, Metazoa, Chordata, Actinopteri, Salmoniformes, Salmonidae. Gene Ontology annotation, molecular function: voltage-gated chloride channel activity. Gene Ontology annotation, biological process: transmembrane transport; chloride transport. The transcript is spliced from 24 exons. The record is from RefSeq and is a predicted model, not a curated record.
CAGUGAUAGUGAUACUCCUUCCAUGCCUUUAUAUCUAUCUGCAGACACCUCGAACGGCGCUCGCUAAUUAAGACGAAUGCGCCACCAGCUCCGGGUAAUGACAACCACGUCUGGACUUUCUUCACAAUGAGAUAAGGGGGAAACGUGGCACUGACAGAACCCGCAUUGCAUCACGAACAACCGGUAGCCUACCCCGCUGUCGAUACAGCUUGAGCCCCACGGGGAAGCCUAUUGCAGCUUUAUUUAUAUAAUAAACAUUUUGGCAAAAAAUGACGGUCACAGUCACACACUCACACUCGAUCCGGUAGCUCUGCUGUCGCUCCGGGGCCAGCUGCUGUCUGAAUGUAUGCGCAUCGACGCGGAUAAACGCAGUGGUGUUCAGAAGUUUGAUGUGCUGUGUGCGCACAACCAAUCAAGGCACCAGCAACAGGCCACCAGUUAUCACAUUUACCGGAGUUGCAGAAGAGUGAAUGAGACAGGAGACUGGAGUGGAGCGCCUCUCCUUGUGGAUGGACCACUGACCAAGGGGUAAAGUAAGCUUGGAAGUUGGAGUUUAUGCACGGAACGCGCAGAGAUAUUCUUCAUUUUUAUUCACUCUGUUACACGAAGGAUGGAGGGGCGCAGCUGACGGUUAGGGACCGUAGCCUCGAAGAGGAUAAACACACGGAAGGAACUGAACUGCUGGAGGAGGAAAAUAUGUAUGGGCGUUACACACAGGAGCUCGGCGUGUACGCCAAGGAGGAGGCGGCUCGCCUGCGUGAUGGCGGGGGGCUGCGGCGGUCCACCAGUGCUCGCAGUCGGUCGGCAGAGCUGCUGGAGUAUGAGAAAGACCCCUGCGCCAAGUGUCAUGUGUGUACGUCUCGCUGUCAGAAGUUCCUGAUCUCUCGUGUGGGCGAGGACUGGAUCUUUCUCAUCCUCCUGGGUCUGGUCAUGGCCCUGGUCAGCUGGGUGAUGGACUAUGCUAUCGCCUUCUGUCAGCAAGCUCAGAAGUGGAUGUAUGGGGGACUGGACAGUAACAUGCUCCUGCAGUACCUGGCAUGGGUCACCUACCCCGUGGUGCUCAUUACUUUCUCAGCAGGGUUCACACAGAUACUGUCCCCGCAGGCUGUGGGUUCGGGUAUCCCAGAGAUGAAGACCAUUCUGAGAGGCGUAGUACUGAAGGAGUAUCUCACCUUUAAAACCUUUGUGGCCAAAGUUAUCGGGCUGACCUGUGCUCUGGGCAGUGGCAUGCCCCUGGGAAAGGAGGGCCCGUUCGUUCAUGUGGCCAGUCUGUGUGCAGCCCUCCUGAGCAAGUUCUUGGCUGCCUUGUUUGGUGGAAUCUACAAGGAAGAGCCCUUUGAGGGAAACAAGAAUGAGCUGAGGAACACUGAGAUGCUAUCAGCAGCGUGUGCAGUGGGGGUAGGUUGCUGCUUCGCUGCCCCCAUUGGAGGUGUGCUCUUCAGCAUUGAGGUAACGUCUACGUUCUUUGCGGUGAGGAACUACUGGAGGGGCUUCUUCGCUGCCACCUUCAGCGCCUUCAUCUUCAGAGUACUGGCUGUGUGGAACCAGGACGAAGAGACCAUAACAGCCCUCUUUAAGACACGUUUCCGUCUGGACUUCCCCUUUGACCUCCAGGAGCUGCCAGCCUUCGCCAUUCUGGGGAUUGCAUGUGGUUUUGGUGGGGCUCUCUUUGUCUACCUGAACAGACUGAUAGUAGAGUGUAUGAGGAAACAGAAGACAAUCAACAAGUUCCUGCUCAGGAACUCUUCUCUCCAUGUCAGACGCCUGGUGUAUCCUGCCAUGGUCACCUUGAUCAUCUCAACCCUCACCUUCCCCCCUGGGUUUGGACAGUUCAUGGCUGGACAGCUGACGCAGCAUGAGUCCCUGGUGGCGUUGUUGGACAACCGAACAUGGUGUCGCCAGGGCGUUGCCGAGGAGUUUGACUACAUCAGCCACUCCCACGCCUGGAAACACCCCCAGGUUAACGUCUUCAUCACUCUCAUCCUCUUCAUCGUCAUGAAGUUCUGGAUGUCUGCAGUAGCUACCACCAUGCCUGUGCCGUGUGGGGCCUUCAUGCCAGUUUUCCUCAUUGGUGCAGCAUUUGGACGUCUGGUAGGAGAGACCAUGGCAGUCAUGUUCCCUGAUGGCAUCCAUGCCGAUGGCAGUGUCUAUCCUAUAGUGCCUGGCGGCUAUGCUGUAGUGGGUGCGGCGGCGUUGUCAGGGGCAGUGACUCACACGGUGUCGACAGCAGUCAUCGUGUUUGAGCUGACGGGUCAGAUCAGCCACAUCCUGCCAGUAAUGAUAGCGGUGAUCCUGGCUAACGCCGUAGCCCAGUCCCUCCAGCCCUCACUAUACGACUCUAUCAUCAGGAUCAAGAAACUACCCUACCUCCCUGAACUGGGCAUGGGGCACCAUGAGAAGUAUAACAUCCGUGUGGAGGACAUCAUGGUUAGAGACGUACGUUACAUCACUCUCUCCUCCUCCUACCGAGACGUACAGGAGGUCCUGAUGACUGGACAGCUGAAAACACUGGCCCUGGUUGAGUCCACAGACUCUAUGAUCCUGUUGGGUUCUAUAGAGCGAUGCCAGCUCCAGGCACUCCUGUCCCUCCAGCUGGGUCCAUUGCGCAGGCUAGACCACCUCCGGAGGCAUGCCCAGGACAACGGCACACACACACACACACUGGGCACACACACACACCUGACCAGCCUGGACACCAUGGACAGUCCUCCCAGCCCACCCUGCACACACACACACUCCUACACCUCCAAUACCAGCGCACGCCAUGGGGUUCGCUUCCUGGUGAGUGUAGCAGAGAUCUCAACAGAGGAGUCCUCCUUCAGUGCAGCUGUGUCCAACUCUCAGCUGCCACUCAAGUCUGCUAUGAAAACUGUCCCUAAUAUUCACAACACAGAAGCACCCAACAGCAUACACACUCUCUCAAUUAAUAGAGACACGCCGACUCCCUCUCCUCUCUCAGGCUCUCAGCAGACUCUCUCCUGUGGUGACCCUGAGAGAGAGCUACUUGAGAGCCCGGCAGAGCCAGAAGCUCCUGAGAGCAGGGGGCCCAAACGAGUCAGGAUCUCCAUGAUGGUGGAGUCCCCAGAAGUAGAGGAUGACAUGACCACAAACGAAAUAGCGGAGUGGGAGGAGCAACAGCUUGACGAGCCAGUGGAUUUCAACAACUGCAAGAUAGACCCCGCCCCUUUUCAGCUUGUGGAGCGGACAUCUCUGCAUAAGACUCACACCAUAUUCUCCCUGCUUGGGCUGGACCAUGCCUAUGUGACCAGUACAGGACGGCUGGUGGGAGUGGUCUCCCUCAGGGAGCUGCGUAAGGCCAUAGAGGGUUCAGUGACGGUGACAGGGGUGAAAGUUCGCCCCCCUCUGGCCAGUUUCCGUGACAGCGGCAACACCACCAGCAUUUCCGAGGUGACAGAGCUACACAAGCUUUGGAACCGCCACAGAGGCCUCUCAUUACCACGGGAACCCACCCCGCCCGACAUGGAGGACCAAUUGGACGUUACGCAUGAGGAGACCCCUGUCCACUUCAUACAGGACCAAUCAGAUAUGGAGUUUGAAACCAUCCCUGCUGACACUAUUGACCCACCAUCGGAAUUGAUUCUUCAGGAAAGCCUCUCAAUAACAGAGGACCAAACAGAGGAGUUUAUCUUAGAGUGCAGCCCUUCCCACACUGACGAAUCAGAGCUGGCCUGUGAUUUUGACCCCUCCCACCUCCCUGAGACUGACCAAUUGGAGCCGGUGAAGGAACAUGGAACCCCGCCCCAUGGAACCACGCCCCAGAACAUAGAGCAAAUGGACCAAUCAGAAUUGCAGUGUAAGCGAAGUCCCACCCGCACUGAGGACCAAUCGGAAUGACCGAAGGGGUGACGGACAGUUAGGAGUUGCUUCAUGGUUCGUUGAGGUUUCUACAACCUUAGAGGUCACUUUCACCUCAAUCUUCAAGCUGGUCGUCUGUGUCCACAAUGUAUUGUGUGCGUGCGUGUGUGUUGGUGUAAAUGAGCUUGUAUUCCUGUGUGAGUGAUAGAGUAACUGAGUGAAUGUGACAACAUGGUUCUGUGUUUAACAAAGUGUUUUGGUGUGUGCGUGUUUCAAAGUAAGUGUGUGUGUGACUUGGCGGAACCUUGCCCAUGCACCCAUCUGGUGCUGACACUUCGAUUCUCAGUUUGAUUAUCAGAGGCAAACUACAAUUUCCCCCUAAAUAUAGCUACAAAUAACAGAGGAGAGAGAGAGAGAGCAAAGGAGAGAGAGAGAGAGAGAGCAAAGGAG